Owenia fusiformis is the source of this 4486-nucleotide messenger RNA. The record is from the annotation of a GenBank genome assembly. NCBI's taxonomy places the organism in Eukaryota, Metazoa, Annelida, Polychaeta, Sabellida, Oweniidae.
GUUCUGUUUACUUUUACACUUAUUGUUGGACUUUCAGAUGUUCUCUGUGAGAUUUAUGUGAAUAAAGCUGAAACUACAUAGUACUGCACUGUAGACAUCAAGGAUGCCACCAAGCAUAGAAAGGGGGGAUGGCAUACAGUGCCCAAAAUGCCACUCAAGGCACCUUCCCCUGAAUUCACUUGUUGAAAAUGGCAAGAAUGUAUAUGCUGCUACCUGCCAGCAUUGUGGCCACUUCUUUAAGUUUAGUGCUACACCUACCCCCAAAUCUAGUGUUACAUUUACAAUCAAUGGCAAGGCCUAUACAGUUGGAAACACAUAUCCAGGCUCAAUGUCUCUCAAUGCUUACAUCAGGGAGGUUGCUAGGCUACCAGGAACUAAAGUGAUGUGUGCUGAAGGAGGAUGCGGAUGUUGUGUUGUCACGGUUACCCAUGAUGGAAAAUCCUAUGCAAUGAACUCUUGUCUGUGUCCCAUAUAUUCUUGUGAUGGCUGGGACAUUCAAACAACAGAGGGAAUAGGGGGAAAGAGACAGGGCUUCCACCCCAUUCAGGAGAAACUGGCUGACCUGAAUGGAAGCCAGUGUGGUUACUGUAGCCCAGGAAUGGUCAUGAACAUGUAUGGGUUUCUCUCUGGAAACUCGAAGCCAACUCAGCAGCAAAUAGAAGAUGCCUUUGAUGGGAACAUAUGCAGGUGCACUGGCUUCCGACCCAUUCUAGAUGCAAUGAAGAGCUUUGCCAUUGAUAAUCUUCAAUGCUCUGGUAGUGUGGCUGAUAUAGAGGACAUCAACAAGAGAAUAUGUAGCAAGACAGGGAAUCCCUGCAGUGGAACAUGUAACCCCCAAACAUCUACCCCAGAAGCAAUUCAUCUAGUCCUAGCUGAAGCACAAUGGUUCACUCCGACAACAUUGUCAGAUCUAUAUGCACUUGCAGACCAAUAUCAGGAUAAACAUGUCAAGUUUGUCUCAGGAAAUUCAGGGAAAGGUGUAUAUAAUGAUGGUCCCUAUGAUGUUUGGAUAGACACCAAAAAAGUACCAGACUUCGGCCACUUCUCUGCAACUGCCCCAGAUGUAUUCUUUGGGGCGAAUGUGACUCUAACUCAGAUGAUGGAUACACUGAACCAGUUAGCCAACAGUCAGGGAUUUGAGUACUGUGCAGCACUGGCCAACCAUAUCAGUAGGGUAGCCAACACACCAGUGAGAAAUGUGGCUACAUGGGCAGGUAACCUGAUGAUGAAGCAUGCGCACAAUGAGUUUCCAUCAGACAUCUUCCUUAUACUAGAAACUGUACAAGCCAGGCUGACUAUCAGAGAUAGUCACGGGAUCAGUGAAUGCAGCCCAUUGUCCUUUCUGUCAUUCUGUACCCCAGACAACAUGAUCUUACAAAGUGUUAAGCUGCCCCAAAUGCUCACCCCAGCCACAGUUAGGACAUACAAGAUCAUGCCAAGAGCAACGAAUGCCCAUGCUUAUGUCAAUGCUGGUUUCAACUUCAAACUCGAUGCUUCACAAAACUACAAAGUGACAGACACCCCAUCUAUUGUUUACGGAGGCAUCAGCUCAACAUUUGUCCAUGCAACUAAAACAGAGGCAUAUUUAAAUGGGAAAGAACUAGGAGAUGCUUCAGUGCUCAAAGGGGCUAUCCAAAUGUUGAUGAGUGAAGUUAUACCAGAUGCUGAUCCGGUGCUCUCUAGUGUUGCAUACAGGAAGAAUCUUGCCAUUGGGCUCUUCUACAAGUAUGUGCUGUCAGCUUGUACAUCCAAGGCAAGUGCAUCAUACAAAACGGGGGGAGAUAUCAUACAACGCCCCCUAUCCUCAGGGAGACAGUCGUAUGAUACAGAUCAGACAGAAUACCCAGUUUCUCAAGCCAUACCUAAGUUGUCUGGCAAAAUACAGGCAUCAGGCGAGGCGUCUUAUACUGCAGACUUGAACUCUGACCUCCAUGCAGAGUUUGUAAUUACCUCAGUAGCCACUGGAAAACUUGGGACUGUUGAUGCUUCUGCUGCCUUGAAAAUGCCUGGAGUGCAUGCAUUCUACCAGGCCAAGGACAUACCAGGUGUGAACAAUUUCAUGUUUGGAGGCACAGAAGAGGUCUUCUGCAGUGGAGAUGUAAAAUAUGCAGGCCAAGCAAUUGGAAUCAUUGUAGCAGAUAAUAUUGGCCAAGCCAAGGCAGCUGCAGAUGCUGUGUCUGUAACCUACACUGGUCAAACUACCCCUAUAUUAACAAUGAAGGAUGCUCUCUCUAAACAAUCUAUGUAUCCUGAUCAACACCAAGAGCUCAAGUUUGGAGAUGCAGAGAGUGCAAUAAAGACAGCCCCAAAGUCCAUUGAAGGAGAAAUCACCAUGGAAACCCAGUACCACAUGCAUAUGGAGACACAGUGCUGUGUGGCAGAACCUACAGAGGACCAAGGUCUCCAUGUUUAUGCCUCUACUCAAUACUGCACUGGCACACAACAGGGAAUAUCACAGGUCCUUAACAUGCCUAUCAACAGUAUCCGUGUAGAGGUGAAGAGACUGGGGGGAGGCUAUGGGGGUAAGAUCACUAGGAACUUCAUGGUAUCUACGGCUUGUGCUUUGGCCGCUAUGAAACUUAACAGGAGAGUGAAAAUUCAUCUUGGGCUGCACACUAACAUGAAAAUGGUUGGAGGUCGAGUGCCAUGGCUUGCCAAAUAUAAGGUUGGGUAUACAGACGAAGGCCUUCUGAAAGGUGUUAAAAUCCAGUACUAUUGUGACCUUGGGUGCACCUCUAAUGGGGGUGGGACACCCUUUGUAUGGAGUGAUAAUGCAUACUACUGUCAGAAUUGGCACUUUUUGUAUGACUGUUUGAAGACCAAUACUGCAGCCAAAACAGCAUGUAGAGCACCAGGAUCCACUCCUGCCAUAUUUAUAAUGGAGUCCCUAAUGGACCAUGUGGCCACUGCUCUGGGCAAAGACCCUGCGGAAGUUAGGAAAGUCAAUCUCUAUCAGGAUGGUCAGCUAACUCCUACAAGCACAGUAAAGCUUCAGGGUUGUCACAUCAGAGACGUUGUCAGUCAAAUUGAGGCUUCCUCCCAGAUUGUACAACGUAAGAAGGAUAUAGAGACCUUUAAUCAAGCCAAUCGCUGGAAAAAACGCGGAUUAUCCCUCAUACCCCUCAAGUUUACUGUUGGGCUGGCUGGCAUGACUCAAGGUGUCCAGAUCACGGUUUAUGGUAAUGAUGGUACAAUUACAAUAUCCCAUGGUGGCAUUGAGAUGGGACAGGGAAUCAACACUAAGGCUGUUCAAACUGUCGCCUAUGAGUUGAAGACAUUGGGUGUGACUAUGGACAUCAUAAAUGUUGGCCCAACAGAUACGCAGGGAGCAGGAGCCAAUGGCCAAGUCAGCGGAGGUAGCGUCACAUCUGGGGCAGUUUGUCUUGGUUUCGUUAAUGCCUGUGCAUUACUGAAGCAGCGCCUUGCCCCAGUUAGAGCCUCCCUACCGAACCCUACAUGGAAACAGCUAAUCGCAAAGGCGCAACAGGAAGGCAUUAAUCUAACUCUCCAGUACUGGGAGAACCCUCAGAAGCCUACCUACUAUUCCUAUGGAGCUACAGUAUCAGAAGCAGAGCUUGACAUCCUUACAGGAGAAUACAUCAUUAAAAGAAUGGACUUGCUCUAUGAUUGUGGACAAAGUAUGAAUCCGUCUGUUGACAUUGGCCAAAUAGAGGGAGCUGUGACAAUGGGCCUAGGCUAUUGGCUACUUGAGAAAAUGCGAUAUAACCCACAGAGUGGGGAAAAUCUGACCAGUGGAACAUGGGAGUACAAGCCACCAUUUGCCAAAGAUAUUCCAGUUGACCUGAGAAUUGAUCUUCUCAAGAAUGCUGCAUUCCCAGCUGGUGUACUCAGCUCUAAAGCUGUAGCAGAGCCUCCACUUUGUAUGAGCUGCUCAGUGUUGUUUGCCAUCAAAAGAUGUAUUGAAGCUGCCCGCAGAGACCAGAAUAUGAGCCCCUCUGACUAUUUUGCGCUGGAUGCUCCAGCCACAGUUGAGAUGGUGCUCACCCAGUGUUUGCCUCAACCCACAGACUACACAUAUGGUCAGUAAGAGAUCAGCCCCUUGCCAUAUUAUGAUUACUCAGCUAAUAGAUAUGGCUAAUGUGGAAAACUGUGUUGUCAUAUAUACAAUAUAUCAAUCAAUUUUUACACAGAGGAAAAUUAUUGUAAAGUGAAUCAUUUGAAAGGGUGUUGUGCAAUGUCUAAUGUGGAUGACUUUUAUAUAUGAAGUAGCUAAUGUGGAAAACAGUUGUGCAAUGGCUAAUUUAAAAGAAGCUAACAGAAUGGUUCAUUUGAAAUCCUGUUCCACAGUGGUUAAUGUGGAGAUUUGUUAUAUGCACUGGCAUUUGUUAUAUGCACUGGCAAAUAUGGACAUUUGUUAUAUGCAAUGGCUAAUGUGGACGUAUUGAUUGGCUAAUGUUGACAUAUGCAUUGGCUAAUAUGGAUAUUUGAUAAAUGGGAUGGCUAAUCUUGGGAUUUGUUAUAUGCA